AUGCCAGGUCCUACCCAACCCACUCCGCCAUCGUCGACGUCUUCUGCUAAUGGACUAUCUCCGGAGGAUCAACCGUAUCGCGUGGUGCGGAAGCGUAACCGAGUUCCACUGUCGUGUGCGCCAUGCAGACACCGCAAGCUGAAGUGUAAUCGUGGACAUCCAUGCGACAAUUGCUCGAAGCGUGGCGAUACUGGAGCCUGCAGCUAUGCCACUCCUGGAAGCCGGAAGAAGGGAGGCAGCAGUGGCGCAAGUACUACGCCGGACGACAUGCAAAACCGAAUCGAUCGUCUGGAAGGUCUUGUGCUUUCCCUCAUGACCAACGGCGGCUCACAACCCGGAGCAACGGCGGCAGCACAGGCGGCCAUCAGUGGUAGUAGGAGCGACAGCAUAGGAGUCGCAUCAGAUUUGAGGCUAGACGCAAACGGUGCGGAUAUGAUUCCAGAGGAAAGUGAAGAGCGAGGCGAGGAUGAAAGCGAAGUCGGCGAUCUCUCACAAAGCAUUGGUAUCAUGAAGAUGAACGAUGGCAAAGCCAUCUUUGCUUCCGAUGCCCACUGGUAUGCCAUCCUUGGAGAAAUCUCAGAAGUGAAGAAGUACUUCGACAAUCACAAGGAGGACUAUAUGCAGCACUUGGCCAAAGUGAAGGGAGCAUCGGCAUCCACCGCUGGGACCUCUUUCCUUCUGCAAGGCACGUCCGCAAAAGAUAAGGGCGAGGUCAUGGCGGCGUAUCCAUCCAAAGCAGACGCGGAUCGACUGAUUGCGAGGUACUUCAACGCCUAUGAUCCGUCCGUACACAUUAUCCACGGUCCCUCCUUCCAGAAGCAGUACGAUAAACACUGGCUGAACCCUAACGAGACAUCAGUCGUCUGGCUCGGCAUGUGCUUUGCGAUGAUGACGCUAGCGUUGCAGUCAUACAAUCGAGCCGGCGACGAGCCACCGGAGUAUCGUGGGAGGUCGCUAGAGCUCUCGCAUGAGUUCCGAAAACUCACAGCACAAUGCCUACUACUUAGCGACAUCACACAAGGCAAUCCGCAAACUCUGGAAACUCUGGUCUUACAUGUCCAGGCAGAGUAUGGACGCAGCAGAGAUGCUGAGCCUGCAGUCCUGCUAAUGACAGGGAUAUGCGUGCGGUUGGCAAUGCGUAUGGGCUACCACCGAGACCCAGGUCCUUUCCCCGGUAUAUCUCCAUUUGAGGGCGAGAUGCGGCGGCGAGUCUGGACUUUUGUCCGGCAAUGCGAUUUGCUCAUAUCUUUCCAAUUCGGGUUGCCCGCAAUGAUCAGAUGCGACCAUGUCGACACUCAGAUUCCUCGGAAUCUCUACGAUGAUGAGCUUUACGAGGAUAUGAAAAGUCUGCCACCCUCACGAGCGGUGUUUGAGGCAACUCCCAUGUCGUACAUGAUUACAAAAUCGAAAAUGGCAUACCUGUUCGGCCGGAUCGUAGAGCGGGCUCAAUCAGUAUCAAAUCCUCCGUCGUAUGAUGAGACGUUGAAGUUCGAUGCUGAGUUGAGAGAGGCGAGGUCCUCACACCCUCCAUUGCUACAGAUGCGUUCUUUCCAGGAGUCCGCUCGCGACCCUGCGAACCUCAUCAUGCAACGUUUUGGCCUGGAAAUGGUCUACUUGCGCUCAUUAUUCGUGCUUCACAGGAAGUUCAUCGCGAAGGGACGAGAGAAUCCGCGUUUCAGCUAUUCGAGACGAACAUGUUUGAAUGCAUCGAUGGAGCUUCUAGACCACCAAGCGACCUUACACCGUGAGGCUCAGCCCGGCGGUCGUCUGAGAUCGGUGAAGUGGUACAUAUCCUCAUUGACCACACACGACUUCCUUCUAGCUGCCAUGCUGGUCUGCCUGGAUCUGUAUCACACAGCCGAAAGUGAGCGUGCGGGUCGCCGAUCCACUUCCGAUCCGUCCUCACCACUAGUACCAGACCUUUGCGAUGGUGAUCGGCGGGAGCAGAUGAUGCAAGCUGUUGCACACUGUAUCACCAUCUGGGAAUCUGUGCGUGACCACAGCAUGGAAGCAUUCAAAGCAUCAACCACGCUGCGAGUCAUGAUGGAGAAGCUCAAAGCACACACCGAAAAGCACAAGAACUUGAAUAGAGAAAACUCAGGGGGGUCCUACAGUUCUGGCUCUUCUCAACAGCAGCCGCAGAGUAUGUCAAACGCUUACCCGCAGCGGGCACCCAACUACAGCAUGUAUUCGAAUGGCCACGUAGGAGAGGUUAACACAGACGAUCUUCCACCUGAGCAAAGCGCGGCAAUGACACUUGGUAUGCUUUCCAGCGGUGGCAUCUCACCCGGCCCUGGCUUUGGAAUGAACAUGUCAUCUGUACCGGAGAAGACUACCUCCCAGCCAUAUCCCGCUAGCAUGGCGGCCUUGUUGAAUGACCCCAUGACGACCGAGCAGCCGCGGACGGGUCUGAUACCACAGUACGCUGGACCUGACGCUUUGAAUGCCGGCCCAGCAAGUCCCAUGAGUCAGAUGAUGGCGAAUGCGGGAUUCAUUGGAAUGGACGGUGCUGAUAUCGACUGGGGCGCUUGGGACUCUUAUAUUCAAGGCACCAACACGGGCAUGGAUCCCAAUCUUUCGUGGCCCAUGAAUAUGGACAUGGCCAACGAUGCUACCGGGUCAUCACAAGGUCAGCAGCAGAGUCCACAGCAGCAAAACGGCAGUAAUGGCUUCGGUGUGUUUAUGGGCGCUCCAGGAGGAGGAAUGAUGUAG
Molecule: messenger RNA, 2712 nt
Organism: Ramularia collo-cygni
Lineage: Eukaryota; Fungi; Ascomycota; Dothideomycetes; Mycosphaerellales; Mycosphaerellaceae
Product: related to transcription activator protein acu-15
Exons: 3
Coding region: 1-2712 (903 amino acids)
Biological process (GO): DNA-templated transcription; regulation of DNA-templated transcription
Cellular component (GO): nucleus
Molecular function (GO): DNA binding; zinc ion binding; DNA-binding transcription factor activity, RNA polymerase II-specific
Source: RefSeq, a predicted model, not a curated record